AUCACUCCACCACCCCCACCACCUCUCUCUCUCUCUCUCUCUCUCUCUCUUCUCUCUCUCUCUCUCUCCAUUGCUGAGAGCUCCCUCCGCUUCUCCAUCCAAUCACACGGUCUAGUCUCUCGACGAUCAGUAGCUAGCAGGCAGGCAGCAAUGGCGACGCGCGGGGAUGUGGAGAAGGGCGGCGUGAAGAAGGAGGCCGGCAAGGUGCCGUCGCCGCUGUACCCGCAGCACGAGGGGGAGCGGGAGUGGGUGCCGUGGAUCGUGCCCGUCUUCUUCGUCGCCAACAUCACCGUCUUCGUCAUCACCAUGUACGCCAACAACUGCCCCGCCCACACCACCGCGCGAGAUGGCAAGUGCAUCGGACGCUUCCUCGGCCGGUUCGCCUUCCAGCCGCUGCGCCAGAACCCGCUCCUCGGACCAUCCUCCGCCACGCUCACCAAGCUUGGGGCCCUUGUUUGGCAGAAGGUGGUGCACGAGCACCAGGGCUGGCGCCUCCUUUCCAGCAUGUGGCUGCACGCCGGUGUCGUGCACCUGGUGGCCAACAUGAUCAGCCUCCUCUUCAUCGGCAUGCGCCUGGAGCAGCAGUUCGGAUACGUGAGGAUUGGUGUGGUCUACCUCCUCUCCGGCCUCGGCGGCAGCGUCCUGUCGUCCCUGUUCAUCCGCAACCACAUCUCCGUGGGCGCCUCGGGCGCCCUGUUCGGCCUCCUGGGCGCCAUGCUCUCGGAGCUCCUGACCAACUGGACCAUCUACACCAACAAGGUGGCCGCCGUGCUGACGCUCCUGUUCGUGGUGGCGGUGAACAUGGUGCUGGGCAUCCUCCCGCACGUGAACAACUUGGCCCACAUCGGCGGCUUCCUCACGGGGUUCCUGCUGGGGUUCGUGGUGCUCAUGCGCCCGCACUUCGGCUGGAUGGAGCGCUACGGCAUGCCCGCCGGCAGCAACUGCACCUCCAGGAAGUACCUCCUCUACCAGUGGAUCCUCAUGGCCAUCGCCCUCCUCCUCCUCGUCAUCGGAUUCGCGGUUGGCAUGGCGAUGCUCUUCCGCGGCGCCAACGCCAACGACAGCUGCUCCUGGUGCCACUACCUCAGCUGCGUGCCCACCGCCAGAUGGACAUGCACCAACUGAUCGAUCCACGAGCAAGAUACAUAACACGAGACAGAUUCAUUUUCCUCCAAUUUUUCUUACCACAUCCAGCGGCGUUACACACAUGUUCCUUCCGGGCACUGUAGAUAGCGUAAAGAAAAAAGAAGGCACUCGAUCUUGAUGGGUUAUUGUGAACUGUAGAGUUCUCGUUCAGAUCUUAUCUCUUGUUUCAUUUGAUUCAUUCUUUACAUAAUGCAAUGCAGUGAAUUAUUGAGGUUUGGAAUCUCC
Molecule: messenger RNA, 1371 nt
Organism: Panicum hallii
Lineage: Eukaryota; Viridiplantae; Streptophyta; Magnoliopsida; Poales; Poaceae
Product: RHOMBOID-like protein 2
Exons: 4
Coding region: 151-1125 (324 amino acids)
Biological process (GO): proteolysis
Cellular component (GO): membrane
Molecular function (GO): serine-type endopeptidase activity
Source: RefSeq, a predicted model, not a curated record